AUGACAUCUUCCUACUACUUGAGCUCAGCCUCAUCGGGAACUCGCCGGAAAAGUAGCCGGAAAACUGGUCUGAGAAAGCGGUGUUUGUUAAUGGUGAAGCAACAGAAGACCCGAUUUUACAUCCUUGGACGCUGCGUUUCGAUGCUACUUUGCUGGCACGAUCACUCCAUAUCAGAUUAGCUUAAAUCCUUAAUUCUAAGCCUAUAGCUAAAGCUGACUAUAUUGUCUCAUUGGGGAUUCCAUGGGAGGUAAUAGGAGUAGGAGAUGAGCUUUCUUUUGGGAUCAAAGAUUAGAUUUCUUCCGGCAUAGAAAACAGAGAAGCAUAUAACGUUUGUAUGUAUAUAUAUAUUGGAUCUUUGUUACUCUGUAAUAUAGAUGAGUUUCUUUUUGGUGGUUGAGAAACUAUUACUAGCUAGUAUUAUGUAAUUCAGUUCCUUUACAAUAGGAUCAAUCCAUGUACAUACAAAAUUUCUAGUUAUUCAAUUUAAAGAACGAGAAAUUGAAAUUCA
This is a messenger RNA of Cannabis sativa, 509 nucleotides long. Its product is annotated as small polypeptide DEVIL 10. Gene Ontology annotation, biological process: negative regulation of cell population proliferation. Bases 1 to 180 code for a protein of 59 amino acids. NCBI's taxonomy places the organism in Eukaryota, Viridiplantae, Streptophyta, Magnoliopsida, Rosales, Cannabaceae. The transcript has a single exon. The record is from RefSeq and is a predicted model, not a curated record.